AUGAUAUCCAGAGCGGCGGCUCCCUCCACUUCCUCCCUCUCCCACCUCUCAUCCCGCUCCCUCCGCGCCCAGGGGGCGGCCGCCCGCUCCUUCGCGACCGUGCAAGAGGCUCCUCCCGUGAAGCACUAUGGCGGGCUCCAGGACCAGGACCGCAUCUUCACCAACCUUUACAAUCACCAUGGCGCAGAUCUCAAGUCGGCAAUGAAGUAUGGUGACUGGCACCGGACAAAGGAUAUGGUUCUGAAGGGCCAUGACUGGCUCAUUUCCGAGAUCAAGGCUUCCGGUCUUCGUGGCCGUGGUGGUGCUGGUUUCCCUUCGGGAUUGAAAUACUCAUUCAUGAACUUCAAGGAUUGGGACAAGGAUCCCCGACCGCGGUACUUGGUCAUCAACGCUGAUGAGGGUGAGCCGGGUACCUGCAAGGAUCGUGAGAUCAUGCGCAAGGACCCGCAGAAACUGAUUGAAGGUUGCUUGGUGGUUGGUCGUGCUAUGAACGCCAAUGCCGCCUACAUCUACAUUCGUGGUGAGUUCUACCACGAGGCGACCGUCCUUCAGCGGGCCAUCAACGAGGCCUACGAGGCCGGCUUAAUCGGCAAGAACGCCAGCGGCACCGGUUACGAUUUCGAUGUCUACAUCCACCGUGGAAUGGGCGCCUACGUCUGCGGUGAAGAGACCUCGCUGAUCGAGUCCAUUGAGGGCAAGGCUGGAAAGCCCCGCCUCAAGCCCCCAUUCCCCGCUGCCGUCGGUCUGUUCGGCUGCCCUAGCACCGUCACCAACGUCGAGACUGUCGCCGUCGUUCCGACCAUCAUCCGCCGUGGUGCUAGCUGGUUCUCGUCUUUCGGUCGUGAGCGUAACGCUGGUACCAAGCUGUUCUGUAUCUCCGGACACGUCAACAACCCCGUCACCGUUGAGGAGGAGAUGUCCAUCUCCCUGCGCGACCUGAUCGAGAAGCACUGCGGAGGUGUCCGUGGCGGUUGGGACAACUUGCUCGCCGUUAUCCCUGGUGGCUCUUCGACUCCCGUCAUUCCUAAGUCUGUGGCCGACAACCAGCUGAUGGAUUUUGAUGCCCUCAAGGACUCCCAGACUGGUCUGGGUACGGCUGCCGUCAUUGUCAUGGACAAGUCCACUGAUAUUGUCCGUGCCAUUUCCCGUCUGUCUACUUUCUACAAGCACGAGUCCUGCGGACAGUGCACCCCUUGCCGUGAGGGUAGCAAGUGGACCAUGCAGAUGAUGCAGCGUCUGGAGACCGGUAACGCCCGUGAGCGUGAGAUUGACAUGCUCCAGGAGCUUACCAAGCAGGUUGAGGGUCACACUAUCUGUGCUCUGGGUGAGGCUUUCGCUUGGCCUAUCCAGGGUUUGAUCCGCCACUUCCGUCCCGAGCUGGAGAGCCGUAUCCGCGAGUACCAGAAGGAGCUCGGCGCCGCUCCCUACGCUGGCGGUUGGAAGCCCGAGAGCCGUGCUGAGGGCAAGCUGAUCUCCCCUGGCAUGUAA
Penicillium odoratum is the source of this 1488-nucleotide messenger RNA. Its product is annotated as NADH-quinone oxidoreductase subunit NuoF. The record is from RefSeq and is a predicted model, not a curated record. The transcript has 3 exons. Lineage: Eukaryota; Fungi; Ascomycota; Eurotiomycetes; Eurotiales; Aspergillaceae. Bases 1 to 1488 code for a protein of 495 amino acids. Gene Ontology annotation, molecular function: 4 iron, 4 sulfur cluster binding; FMN binding; NAD binding.